GGGAGGAGGGGAGCCCUCGCUUGCUUCACAUUGCAUGACUGCACCGUGCUGAUUCAGCAGGACAAAAGGGAUAGCGGCGGGUGCUGAGGACCGUAAUCGCCAGAAUCACUGCUGCUUGGAUGGCACUGUCAAAUCAAAUCAAAUCGUAUUGGUCACAUACACGUGUUUAGCAGAUGUUAUUGCGGGUGUAGCGAAAUGCUUGUGCAUAUCAAAGCAUUGCGCUGUAGCAAGGACGGACGGACACUGCAGUGGUGUCAACAGUGACCAAAUCGCUGGUUUUCCUGGUGGUUGUUUAUCUGCCAUAUAGGAAGUGGAUUAGAAGAGAGUGGCUGGGAGGAAACUAAAUCCUUCUCUAUUGUUGUGUACUGAUCUGGAUUUAGGUGUUGAGCAAAGGCAAACUGCCAAUGCAGAUCUGAAGCGGGGCACACAAUGGACACGAACAUGCAGAAAUUUACAGUUAGGAGAUGGUUUUCCAUCUACCUUCAGAAGAAGUCACGGUCCAAAAAUGCGAACCUCUGCAGAUUAGAGGACGAUGGCAUCCUGAAAGAGAUCGACAUCAGCCAGCACACCAAAGAGGGCUUUGAAAAGGCAGACCCCUCMCAGUUUGAGCUGCUGAAAGUGCUAGGCCAAGGCUCCUAUGGAAAGGUGUUCCUGGUGAGAAAAAUCAAAGGCUCUGACAGAGGACAGCUUUAUGCCAUGAAAGUGUUAAGGAAAGCAACGCUAAAAGUUCGGGAUCGGGUGCGGUCCAAAAUGGAGAGAGACAUUCUGGCUGAAGUCAACCACCCCUUCAUAGUCAAACUCCAUUAUGCCUUUCAGACGGAGGGGAAGCUGUAUCUGAUUCUAGACUUCCUCAGAGGGGGAGACCUCUUCACACGGCUUUCUAAAGAGGUGAUGUUUACUGAAGAGGAUGUGAAGUUCUAUCUGGCUGAGCUGGCCUUGGCCUUAGAUCACCUUCACAGUCUGGGCAUCAUCUACAGAGACCUCAAACCAGAGAAUAUUCUUCUUGAUGAGGAGGGCCACAUCAAGAUAACAGAUUUCGGGCUGAGUAAAGAGGCAAUAGACCAUGACAAGCGAGCGUACUCCUUCUGCGGGACGAUAGAAUACAUGGCCCCUGAGGUGGUCAACAGAAGAGGACAUACACAUAGUGCUGACUGGUGGUCAUUUGGCGUCUUAAUGUUUGAAAUGCUGACAGGAUCUCUACCAUUUCAAGGCAAAGAUCGCAAGGAAACAAUGGCCCUCAUACUAAAGGCAAAACUUGGCAUGCCGCAAUUCUUAAGCCCAGAAGUGCAAAGUUUAAUACGGGCCCUCUUCAAAAGAAAUCCUACCAAUAGAUUAGGUGCUGGACCAGAUGGAGUCGAGGAGAUUAAAAGGCAUAAUUUCUUUGGAAAUAUAGAUUGGAAUAAACUUUACAGAAGAGAGAUCAAGCCUCCAUUCAAACCAGCAGUGGGCAGGCCAGAUGACACCUUCCACUUUGACCCUGAAUUCACCUCCCGCACACCAACAGACUCGCCGGGCAUCCCUCCCAGUGCCAACACACACCAGCUCUUCAGAGGGUUCAGCUUCGUGGCAACUAAUCUGGACCAGGAGCAGUCCAUUGCUGAAAUACGGCAAAGCUCAACUGUCAACACUAUUGUCCAACAACUUCAUGGGACCAACAUCCAUUUCACUGAUGGGUAUGAGAUGAAGGAGGAUGUGGGCUUGGGAGCGUACUCCGUCUGCAAACGCUGCAUCCACAAAAUCACCAGUGUUGAAUAUGCUGUCAAAAUCAUCGACAGAGCCAAAAAAGAUCCAUCUGAGGAAAUUGAGAUUCUGUUGAGAUAUGGGCAGCAUCCAAACAUUAUCACGCUGAAGGAUGUCUAUGACGAUGGGAAGUAUGUGUACCUUGUGAUGGAGCUGAUGAGAGGUGGAGAGCUGCUGGACAGAAUCCUCCAUCAGAAGAGUUUCUCUGAGCGAGAGACCUCUGCUGUGCUCUGCACUAUUACCAAGACAGUGGAGUACCUUCACUCACAGGGGGUUGUACAUCGUGACCUUAAACCAAGCAACAUCCUCUACGUGGAUGAAACGGGAGAUCCGGAAUCGAUCCGAAUUUGUGAUUUUGGGUUCGCCAAACAAUUAAGGGCAGAAAAUGGUCUCCUCAUGACGCCCUGUUACACAGCAAACUUUGUGGCUCCAGAGGUCCUGAAGAAGCARGGGUAUGAUGCUGCUUGUGACAUCUGGAGUUUGGGAAUCCUACUCUACACUAUGCUCGCAGGCUUCACCCCUUUUGCCAAUGGUCCUAAUGACACCCCGGAGGAAAUACUGGCUCGCAUUGGUAGUGGAAAAUAUGCCCUCAUCGGAGGAAACUGGGAUACAGUUUCUGAUGCUGCAAAGGACAUUGUGACUAAAAUGCUUCAUGUGGAUCCACACCAACGGCUGACGGCCCCCCAGGUUCUCAGACACCAGUGGAUAGUCAACCGAGAACAACUGUCUCAGAGUCAGCUCAUCAGACAAGAUGUACAGCUUGUGAAGGGCGCAAUGGCUGCAACAUACUUGGCUUUGAAUCGUUUGCCUCUGGCCCCAAAGCUGGAGCCUGUGGAGUCUUCAAGUUUGGCGCAGAGAAGAGGAAUGAAGAGACUCACAUCCACUGGUUUAUAGCACCCUCAUAGAUCAUUCAGGGACAGAGCUUGAAAAGGGGUCAAAGUGCAAUGACUUACAUCAGACACUGGUUUAAGUGCCCGUCCAAAAUACCAGGAAGUCCACAGUAGUGGGAGCAAGGAGGAGCAACUUAUCAGAAGAAAAAAUGUGGAGAAGAUACAUCCGGUUGUUGCACUAAGAAAGAAAUCUUUACGGAUUUUAGAUGCACUAGAAACAAAUGGUGGUAUUAAAAGACCAACCAGAAUGAUGUUCAAAUGUUCAUUGGUAUUGAAGAUAUGUAAUGUUCAUAUAUUUUAUUCAUUCAUAUUUGCCUUUUCCUUUAGGUGCCAUCUGCUACUAUUUAAUUAUUUGACACCUUUGUAUUAUGUAGAGUAUGUUUCAUAUGAUAUUAUCUAGGAGACCAAGUAAUCUUACAGAACCUCAAGUUGACACUGUCAUAAAAGCUGUAACAGAGAAGUUGAGAACAGUUUAACUAACAUGAUGACUACAGAUAACUAACUACAUUUACGGGAUUUUAUCAACAUCAGACAUCUGUAUUUUUCGCUGUGGCAGGUGGGAAUGUUACUUUUAUUAGUCUUCAUCUGGGAGAAUAAUUGCUGACAGAUUGUUGUAAAUGUAAAUGUUCAGCUGCUAAGGAUACGUUGGUACAUUUUUGUAACAAAAACUGAAAUGGCUAAAUGAGCACAAAGAGUAUAUGUAUGCAUCUGUAGUUGAUUUUCAGGUUGGUUCAUAAGGUUCGAUAUGCUGUAGUGUACAAUAUUUAUUUUCUGUAGAUUACAAAUUCACUCUAUUGUUUAAAAAAAUCUAGUGAGCAUUAUUUUGGAUGCUUUUAAUAGUUUUGGCAAUUUAUAACAGCAUUCUAUGUGUUUUUGGAGGGUUUACUGAAAACAGACCCAUUUAUAAAUUGCCAUUGUAAGUUAUAUUUAUUUUAAAUGUGACUUAUUUGAUCAAACAAAUGUAUUUGUUUCUACUCUAUCCAUUAUUUUUGUGUAUUAAUUUAUGUAAAUGUCUAUUUAUUUUAUUUUUAAUACACAACAUAUUUAAGUGUUUUAUACCUGAUCUGAAGUGACUUUGGAAGGAAGUAUUUGUUGUAUUAGCAAAUACAUUGCCUUUAUCGGCAUUACCUUGUUUUGCCGUCUGUAAAAUUACUUAUUUAUUUUUUCAGAAAAUAUACCAUUCAUCUCUAAACAGUAUGGAACCAAUAUGAAUGCACAUGAGUAUUUACAUGUAUUGUUCAUAUUUUGAACAGGGACAACAAAAAACACCUACAGUAGAAUGCCACCUUGGAUGCCUUUGUUUCUGAUUUAUGUGCAAGUCAAGUAGUAAAGAAGCUAUGUGAAACAAACAAGAAAUCUCAACAGUAUUCAGUGUACUCACACAUUGAGAUAUCAUAGAAUUACAGGUAGAAAGCACACAGGAUUCAGGAAUGGUUUAUCAAUCAACCUAAGCCCACAAUGACGCUUUAGUUGCUCCAUAAUAAGAAUAUGGGAUACACACCAAUAUGACAAAACAGGUUACAUAGGGUAAAUACUACAGACUUACCUUUAGAAUAUAUUCAUCAUUUUGACAGUACAGCUUGCUAAAUUGGGGCAGAGAAAAUUAAAAGCAUUAUAGCUGAUUGCACAGUGAGCCUUAAUUUCUGUUUUCACAAAGCUUCAUUGAAUAACUACUAAAAUACACGAUGUAAAGAGAGAUCCCCCAUAGAAUAACACAAUAGAGUACCAAUGCCUCUCCUUGUGCUGCUGUGGCUUGUAUAGAUCUUAAGUGUUUUGUGCAUACUGAAGGUACUUCUACAAAGAUAAUUGAUUCAAAGUCUUCAGCUCUGUGUUGUUCAGUCAAAAAGCCCUCGAGUGAGCACACACUGUCUCAUAACCGCUAAGUAAAAAGUAACAUUGUGAAACGAGUACAUUUACAUUGACAUUUUAAUCAUUUAGCAGAUGCUCUUAUCCAGAGUCACUUACAGUUAGUUAGUGCAUUC
Molecule: messenger RNA, 4612 nt
Organism: Salvelinus sp. IW2-2015
Lineage: Eukaryota; Metazoa; Chordata; Actinopteri; Salmoniformes; Salmonidae
Product: ribosomal protein S6 kinase alpha-2
Biological process (GO): intracellular signal transduction; peptidyl-serine phosphorylation
Molecular function (GO): magnesium ion binding; protein serine/threonine kinase activity; ATP binding
Source: RefSeq, a predicted model, not a curated record